Molecule: messenger RNA, 4166 nt
Organism: Zea mays
Lineage: Eukaryota; Viridiplantae; Streptophyta; Magnoliopsida; Poales; Poaceae
Product: probable histidine kinase 1
Exons: 13
Coding region: 839-3736 (965 amino acids)
Biological process (GO): phosphorelay signal transduction system; protein autophosphorylation
Cellular component (GO): plasma membrane
Molecular function (GO): phosphorelay sensor kinase activity; histidine phosphotransfer kinase activity
Source: RefSeq, a predicted model, not a curated record
GAGCUCGUUGCCCCCGCUCUGUCUCGCAGGACGCAGGCACGCAGACGCAGCCGUCAAUUUAAAGCUGCCCGUUCGCCCGGUUCAACCGCCGCGUUUUUUAACCCCCUCCCCGUCGCUUUCCUCUGCGCCCACCACUACCACCAGUUCACCACCACCGCACCGGGGACGGCGGCCAGAUCGGCCGGCGAGAAAACGGAGAAAAGAAAACCAGCCACAAGAGCGCAGGGCUAAACAACUCGCGCGGAGGGCGUCGCCAGUUGCGCAAUUCUUUUUCGCUGCGCACAUGGCCCCUCCGCCCCUGCGGGCGCGAUUCCUUGCACCACCAGCUGCCUCCGCCACCCGCACCCCACUGCGCGCGCAUUUUUUAUACUAUUCUCGUCACAUGGCCGCUGCGCCCCCCGCCCCGCUCGCGGCCAUUAGAUCCUCCUCUGCAAACUCCACCCUCUUCCUCCAAACCUCGCCUCAGCUUCCGGUCGCAUUGACCCCCCCCCCCCCCCCCCCCCCCCCCCCCGCACCUGCCUCCUGCGCCUCUGCUUGCGUGCGGCGCCGCUCCUUCCGUCGAGGCCGUGACGAGUCGCCGGGGACGGCGUCUCUCCGAGCCGCGCCUUGUACUUCCAGAUAAGAAGCACCUUCUGAUUCUUGCUCUGGCAUUGGUUACUCAGUGGAACUGUUAUGCUAUCCGUUAUAUGAUUCUCAGAGAACAAGGAGCAUUUAAAUUUCACUCAUGGAUUAAUGUCACCAGCUAUAGUCAGCAACAUCAUCUGUUGGGUUCAACAGUCAGCUCAUGUGUGAGUAAAAUUUCAAUGUGAACAGAAAACCGUGCUGAUUAUUGAGAAAGAUGGGGGACGACUACCUAGCUGAAACUGAACCUGAGGAUGAGGUUGCACAAUCAAUGUGGCCUGAGAACAUAGUAGACAAACACCAGAGGCAGUUCAGAAUGGAAAAGUUUAGGAAGGACCAAGAUGCUUUCAAGGAUGUGAAGUUUGAUGAAAAGCCUGUUCACGUGGACUUUCAGCGGCUUAUGGAAAUGGCAAAUUCUGAGAAAGGUGUUUCUCAGAUGCAAUACUUUAUGAAGCACUGGGAAUAUAAGAGAGCCAAUGCUGCUCGGCUUCUGGAGGAAGAGCUUGGUCUUCUCUGCCAACAAAGAAAAGAGAUUGAACAAAACAAGCAAGAAAUCUUGGAGGAGCAACGCUUUCAGGAUGAGAGCUAUUAUGCUGUAAAGCGGCAUGUACCAAUACUGGAUGAAGUUUAUGAAGAUGAAUGGAAGCGACCGAGCAAAAAGAAUGAUGAUCUCUCUCAUAGUAGAGAGACUAAAAUAGACGCAGAUCAUGACAGUGUUUCCUACUGGAAAGAGAGGGCAACUAAGUUAGAGGAAAAACUUGAGGAAAGCAUCCAAAGGGAGCGUUCUUUGGUUGAGAAAUUGGAGGAAAAUAUAAAGAAUCUGCAGUCACACACACCAGCUGAGGAAUUCUCUGGAAUGCUGAAACGUGCUGAUUACUUCUUGCACUUGGUUCUACAAAGCGCUCCUAUUGUUAUUGCUCAUCAGGAUGCUGAUUUACGGUACCGUUUCAUAUUUAACCACUAUCCAACACUUGCUGAUGAGGAUGUUAUUGGUAAGACCGACUACGAGAUAUUAUCCGGUGAGGGUAUAGAAGAGAUGAAUAGUGUCAAGCGAGAAGUUAUGGCCACAGGAAUGGCAACUAAAAGAGAAUUCGCGUUUAAUACACCAAUGUUUGGGGCAAAGACAUUUGUGACAUACAUUGAGCCAGUUUUCAGCAAAGGUGGGGAAGCAAUUGGUGUGAAUUAUGUUGCAAUGGAUAUAACAGAUCAGGUCAAAAGAAGAGAGAAAAUGGCAGACAUAAGGGUGAGGGAAGCUGUACAAAAUGCCAAGGAAACUGAACUUAGCAAAUCUCUUCACAUAACAGAGGAAACAAUGCGAGCAAAACAAAUGCUAGCUACCAUGUCCCAUGAGAUCAGAUCUCCUCUUUCAGGUGUUCUUAGCAUGGCUGAAAUUCUUGCAACUACCAAACUGGAUAAAGAACAGCGUCAGUUGCUAGAAGUUAUGUUAUCCUCUGGAGAUCUUGUAUUGCAGUUGAUCAAUGACAUCCUUGAUCUUUCCAAAGUGGAGUCAGGGGCUAUGAAACUAGAAUCUACGACAUUUAGACCAAGGGAAGUAGUUAAACAUGUACUGCAAACUGCCGCGGCUUCUCUGAAGAAGGAAUUGACCCUUGAAGGUUGCAUAGGUGACGAUGUUCCAGCGGAGGUUAUUGGCGAUGUGCUAAGGAUUCGUCAAAUUCUGACCAACUUGAUCAGCAAUGCAGUCAAAUUUACACAUGAAGGGAAAGUUGGAAUAAAUCUUCAGGUCGUGCAUGACAAGCAACCGGUAUGCAAAAUAGAGAGUGGGAAAAUUCAUAAGCGAACGUUUUCUGCGACAGCAAUUACUGCUGCAGAAACUGCUGCUGUCUCUACAAGAAACUGUGAUAAAGAUACUUUGCAUUGCUUGAAGCAUGAAGAUGCUUUUCAGAAUGGUGUUCCAACAUGUGAAAAAUUCACGGAUACUGAGGGAGAUGAAGUUGUUUGGCUUCGCUGUGAUGUAUAUGACACUGGAAUAGGAAUACCAGAGAAGUCCUUACCGUUGCUGUUCAAGAAGUAUAUGCAAGCUAGCGCCGAUCACGCGAGGAAGUAUGGUGGGACAGGGCUUGGCCUAGCAAUCUGCAAGCAGUUGGUUGAGUUGAUGGGUGGUACUCUGACUGUGGUCAGCAAAGAGAGCGAAGGAUCAACAUUUACAUUUGUGCUGCCUUGUAAAAUCCCUGAAAAAGAGGAGCAUAGUGAUGAUCCCGAUGAAGUGCACAGUUGUCAGAAUGAUUCCGCAAAUAGCGAUAUAGAAGGUUCUUUCUUUUUUAAGCCACAAAUGCGGGCUUCCCUUCUGUCUCCUGGAGUUUCAAUAAUGAACAACACAAAGUUAUUCAGUACCAAGCUUAUGUGCUAUGACCCGCCUGACAUACCAGAUGACCGCAAAUUGUUCUUAAAUGGUUUCUCAUCAGCAGAACAUAAUUUUACAAAUACUUCUACUACUCAACAACCGAAUGGUGCUAGUGUUAGGAGCACAGCUGAAGAAGAACAUGAUAAUGCAAUGGUCCUUGAACUGAAUAGUCAAGCUGAACGGGUUUCCAGUUCCCGAGGAGACUUGGUAUCCGUUUCAGGUGCUGCUCCAUGCAAAGUUCCUGAAGAACAAUCACUCCACAAGAAAUCAAAAUGUUCUCCAACCAGCAACAAAGCAAAGAUCCUCCUAGUUGAAGAUAACAAGGUCAACAUAAUAGUGGCAAAAUCAAUGCUGCAGCAGCUGGGCCAUGGAAUAGAUAUCGUAAAUAAUGGGAUGCAAGCAAUCCGUGCAGUACAGCAGCAUCAAUAUGAUCUUAUUCUGAUGGAUGUUCACAUGCCAGAAAUGGAUGGCCUGCAAGCCACUAAACUUAUCCGGUCUUUUGAGAAUACCGGCUGUUGGGAUGUUUCUGUAAAGCCUGAAGAUAAUCCGAUGAUAACUGACUCAGCUAUUUCAUCAGAUUCUGCACAUGCAAAAAAGCAAGGGCAGAGGGUUCCUAUAAUCGCGAUGACAGCGAAUUCAUUCGCAGAGAGUGCCGAGGAAUGCCUUGCUGCAGGCAUGGAUUCCUACAUAUCUAAGCCGGUGAACUUCCAGAAUAUAAAAGAGUGCCUGCGGCGGUACUUGGUGUCUCAGUGACUAACCGACUAUUGUAAAGUAGAAAGGUAAUCUGUGUAGGCCAGGAAAGUUUUGUGGAAUCACCUACGAGUUCGUUUGCUGUAAAUCGAUGCGUAAUAAAUACGCUUCUGGGAGACAGAGACAUACUGAAUCUGACCUAAUAACCCCACCAGUAAGACCAAGAGCUACUAACUCUGAACUUUAGGAUCCCAUUUGGUUACGAGGCAUAUCCCUGUAUAUAAUUGUCACGGAGGUUCUUAUCCUUUAGCAGUUAGUCUUCUAUCUGCAUCGUAAUUGAUGAGCAACAUCGGUUUUAUGAUGAUGUGGUGGAGAAGCAAAGGUGUAAUACAGCAAUAAGUGUACAUGUAUUGCUGGAACAUUUAUAGAUCAAACCUGCCAUCUUUUUCGGUGCAAAAUAUUAUAAUAAUCCACGUUCAAAGAUUUCGAAGUU